UGACCGUGCCGGGAGGAGCUCCAUCGACAUUGUGAUCUUGAGUGGACUUAUUACCCUUUGUUACCUCCACCCUCUUCCACCACGGAAGAUCGUUGUCGAAAGGCGUGAGUGACAGCGCACUCGCCAAGCGGCUCCAGGCGGUCGGCUAAAACGUCGGGUUUUUUGAAUACGCUGUAAUGGCAUCUUGAAGAAUUCAUCGUUAAUGGUUUUCAUGACAGCAAGCGUGUAUGGGGCCGUGGGCAUUUGAUGGACCAAACAACGGCCAAUUCUAGCCCGCUGGUUUCUUCCAGGCGUCUUCCUCUUUCCUCUUACUUUUUUCCUCGUUACUUACCACAAAGCCAUGAUUGCUCGUCUUCCUCUCGCUCUCGCUGUCGCAUCAGCGCUUGUCCAUGUCGCAUCAGCUCAGCUUCAAGUCCUCAGUCCUGGUGGAGAUAAUUUGUGGUGGGUUGCGGAUAACGAGAAUCUGCUUGUAUGGAACUGUAACGAGUCUCAGGAGCAAACUUUCACUGUCUUAGUUGAUAAUCCUAACAUGGCCUCAGCUCUCGCAAUUAUUGCUGAGCAGCCGAACUAUGUGUGUUCGUUGUUGGUUACCAAAGACCAGAUGGGCGGUCUCCCCGUUGGUACCGGUUACGUUGUUCAGUUGGCAAAUCCAUUAAAUGGCACCGAUGUCUACGCACAAUCUUCUGCUUUUGAGAUCAAAGCCGCUGGCAGUGCAUAUCCCAGUACUACUGUCUCCCCGGAAAGCGCCACGUUCACUCCCUCCAGCUCUGGAUCUUCUAGCUCUGCUACUACUACCAGUAGCGACUCAACUUCUUCCUCUUCUAAUGAUGGCUUUGGGGUCAAAGCCUCUAUGAGUGCUGUUGUCGUUGGUGCAAUUAUGGGGAUGUUCAUGCUCUAAAUUCAGACCUUGUUUAGAGAUUAGACAUUUUUUAUCGAGCUCAUUUCCUUGAAUAGUAGUAUCAUACUUUCAUGUCUUCUUAUGAUCUAUUGUCGUUGUCUUUUUUCCCACUUAUCUACUCUCCCUGUCACUCCCUUCUAAUAACAUUCGUUUGAACAUUGCGUUAC
Molecule: messenger RNA, 1065 nt
Organism: Lentinula edodes (shiitake mushroom)
Lineage: Eukaryota; Fungi; Basidiomycota; Agaricomycetes; Agaricales; Omphalotaceae
Exons: 6
Coding region: 341-898 (185 amino acids)
Source: RefSeq, a predicted model, not a curated record